This is a messenger RNA of Nakaseomyces glabratus, 1494 nucleotides long. It is a transcript of the gene FRS2, whose product is annotated as phenylalanine--tRNA ligase subunit alpha. The record is from RefSeq and is a predicted model, not a curated record. Gene Ontology annotation, cellular component: phenylalanine-tRNA ligase complex; cytoplasm; cytosol. Lineage: Eukaryota; Fungi; Ascomycota; Saccharomycetes; Saccharomycetales; Saccharomycetaceae. Gene Ontology annotation, biological process: phenylalanyl-tRNA aminoacylation. Gene Ontology annotation, molecular function: phenylalanine-tRNA ligase activity; tRNA binding; ATP binding.
AUGUCUGAUUUCCAAUUGGAUAUUUUGAAGAAAUUGAAUGAAUUGGGUGAGAUUAAAUCCACUUUACAAGUUUUUGCCGACAAGGAUUCACAAGAUGUUCUUAGCGCUUUGAACUCUUUGAAGGCUCACUCUAAAUUGAACUACACAAAGCAUGACACAAUUUUGUAUGAUCUUUCCACUGAAGGUCAGGAUAUAUUGAAUAAUGGUUCUCAUGAAAUGAAAUUAUUGAAGCUUAUCAAAGAAGUUGGUAAUUUGAAAAUUAGUGAUGUCAAUGCCAAGUUAGGUAAGGAUGGUAAGCUAGGUCAAGCUCGUGCUUUCAAGAACGGUUGGAUUAAGAAGAACGAGAACAACGAACUAGAAGUAAACGAAAAGGGUAAAAACGAUGUCGAAGAUACAACUCAGGUUGAAUUGAAGGCUAUAGUGGAAGGCAAAGCUGACUCUUUAGAUAAAAAUGUUGUCAAUGAUUUAAAGAAGAGAAAGUUGAUCACUCCAAAGAAGUUGACUGAUUUCGAAGUUGUCAAAGGUGCUGAAUUCUCUUUGGAAAUUAAAAAAUUGGAAACUGAUAUAACAUCAGACAUGGUGGUUACUGGUUCUUACAAGGAUCUUGAAUUCAAACCAUACAAUUUCAAUUCUCAAGGUCUUGAAGUUCAAUCUGGUGCUCUCCAUCCAUUGAGCAAGGUUAGAGAGGAAUUCAGACAAAUCUUUUUCAGUAUGGGUUUCACUGAAAUGCCAACUAAUCAAUACGUUGAAACUGGUUUCUGGAACUUCGAUGCCCUAUAUGUUCCACAACAACAUCCAGCCCGUGAUCUACAAGAUACUUUCUAUAUCAAGGACCCUCUAACAUCUGAUCUACCCGAUGACAAAGAAUACCUAAAUAACAUCAAGGCUGUUCACGAAGGUGGUAAAUUUGAUACAAUUGGUUACCGUUACCCAUGGAAACAAGAAGAAAGUCAAAAACUUGUUUUGAGAACUCACACAACUGCCAUCUCUGCUGCUAUGCUGCAUAAAUUGGCAAAGGAUCCAAAGCCAACAAGAUUAUUCUCCAUCGAUCGUGUUUUCCGUAAUGAAGCUGUCGAUGCUACACAUUUGGCAGAAUUUCACCAAGUCGAAGGUGUACUUGCCGAUUACAACAUUACUUUGGGUGAUUUGAUUAAGUUCAUGGAAGAUUUCUUUGCCAAGAUGGGUGUAACAGGUUUGAAAUUCAAGCCAACCUAUAAUCCUUAUACUGAACCUUCUAUGGAAAUUUUCUCAUGGCACGAAGGUCUAGGUAAAUGGGUCGAAAUUGGUAACUCUGGUAUGUUUAGACCUGAGAUGCUUGAACCAAUGGGUCUUCCAAGAGAUCUAAGAGUUCUAGGUUGGGGUCUUUCUUUGGAGAGACCAACCAUGAUUAAAUACAAGGUUCAAAACAUUAGAGAACUUUUGGGUCACAAGGUUUCAUUAGAUUUUAUUGAAAACAACCCAGCGGCUAGAUUAGACGAAGAUCUGUAUGAUUAA